This is a messenger RNA of Thermothielavioides terrestris NRRL 8126, 2290 nucleotides long. RefSeq lists its product as uncharacterized. The coding region runs from base 1 to 1992 and encodes 663 amino acids. Gene Ontology annotation, molecular function: NAD binding; UDP-glucose 6-dehydrogenase activity. The record is from RefSeq and is a predicted model, not a curated record. Gene Ontology annotation, cellular component: nucleus; cytosol. NCBI's taxonomy places the organism in Eukaryota, Fungi, Ascomycota, Sordariomycetes, Sordariales, Chaetomiaceae. The transcript is spliced from 3 exons. Gene Ontology annotation, biological process: polysaccharide biosynthetic process; glycosaminoglycan biosynthetic process.
AUGAACCCCCUGCCGCCAUCAGCCGUCGAGGCUGACGAGCUGGGCGCGCUGGACGAUUCGACCGCACCCACUACACCAGAAGGCAGCUUAACCUUCAGUCCCCCGCUCCGGCCCCAAGACGACGCGGCCUAUCUCAACCUCGGAUCGCGCGCCAACAGCCCGCCCCUGUCUUCCGCCUUGUCUGACGCCGCCGCUCGAGCGUCUCCUGUCCGCAACAUCUGCUGCGUUGGAGCCGGCUUUGUCGGAGGACCAACGGCCGCUGUCAUCGCGUUCCACAACCCCGACAUCCGCGUCACCGUCGUCGACAGAGAUGAGAAGCGCAUCCGCCGCUGGAACUCGAGGCACCCGCCCAUUUAUGAACCCGGCCUGAAUGACAUUCUGCGCAUCGCCCGGGACGGCUCGAGGGAGUGCGUCGUCGCCAGCAGCCCAACCAACUGUGAUGCGGCAGUUAGCAGCCGAGACGACGAGGCGGCUGGCGCGAGCGAGGGGCAUCCAGGCCGCCUGAUCACCGUUGCCGCGAGACAGCCAAACUUGGUGUUCACGACAGACGUGGCCAAGUGCGUCAGCGAAGCCGAUGUGGUGCUCAUCGCCGUCAACACGCCCACGAAGAGCCGGGGUAAUGGAGCCGGUUCCGCGACGGACAUGGCCGCGUUCGAGGCCGUGACGGCCGUCGUCGCGCAGCACGCCAGCCCGGGCACCAUCAUUGUCGAGAAGUCGACGCUCGCGCUGUACCAGCCGGGUGUCCAUUUCGAAGUCCUCAGCAACCCGGAGUUCCUUGCGGCCGGCACGGCCGUCAAGGACCUGCUGCACGCGGAUCGCAUCCUGAUCGGCUCCAGCGACACGGCGUCGGGCCACCGGGCGGCGGCCGCCCUGGCGUCGGUGUACGCGAGCUGGAUCCCGCGGUCGCGCAUCAUCACCACCCACGUCUUCAGCUCCGAGCUGGCCAAGCUUGUGGCGAACUCGAUGCUCGCGCAGCGCAUCAGCAGCAUCAACUCUAUUGCGGCCGUGUGCGAUGCGACCGGCGCCGAUGUCGACGAGGUGGCGGGCGCGAUCGGCGCGGACCCUCGCAUCGGCGGCAAGUUCCUCAGGGCCGGCAUCGGCUUCGGCGGGAGCUGCUUCAAGAAGGACGUGCUGAGCCUGGUCUACCUGGCCGAGACGCUGGUGCUGCCCGAGGUUGCCAGCUACUGGCGGGCCGUCAUCGAGAUGAACGAGUUCGCCAGGAACAGGUUCGUCUCGCGGGUCGUGAAGUGCCUGAACAACACGCUGGCUGGCAAGAAGGUGACGGUGCUCGGGUACGCCUUUAAGAAGGAUACCAACGACACGCGCGAGUCGCCGGCGCUGGACAUCAUCCGGGCGCUGGAGGAGGAAGGACCGAGAGAGAUCGCGGUCUUCGACCCUCUCUGCAUCCCCGCGCAGAUGGCGGACGAAAUCGGUCGCUUCGCAGGCCCGGGCGCGCUGCAGAGCAACGGCGGGCCGGUGGCUGUGUAUGCGGAUGUGUAUGCAGCAUGCUGGGGAGCCGACGCCGUGCUCAUCACGACCGAGUUUGAUGAGUUCCGAAACGCGCCGGUGGCGGCGCCGAACGCCGAUGCCAGACCGGCAGAUCCGCGGCCGUUUGCGCGCGCCGAGCCGCACGAGACCGAUCUGCUCGCGCUCCAGUCCUACCUCAGGCUGUCUCAGCCCUCGGCAACACCAUCCGGCUUGGAUUCGGGCCCAGACGCGGAGGACCCGCUCAACCGGUUCCACCCGAUGCCCCCGUGCCCCGAAGACUGUCCCGACUGCCGUGCAGAGCGCGUCACCGGCUCGGCGGGCUACGGCGCGAGCAAGGAGCACGUUGCCAAGAGUCGCGUGGAUUGGAGUAAGGUGUACUACCACAUGAAUAGGCCGCACUGGGUCUUUGACGGCCGGGGGGUGCUCGACAUCGCCGGCAUGGAGAAGAUCGGGUUCAGGGUCGAAAGCGUAGGGCGCCGGAGUCGCAUGGCCAUGAUGGUUUGAGCAUUCAUAGAAUACCCCGAGCAAAUGUUAUACAGGGACGCAACUGGAGCUUCGACAAUGCAUUUUUAUUCGAGGGCCUUCGGGGCUGCUGAGGAAAAGAAGGUUGCGUGUGUGUCGUUCCAUGGUCAAGUGGCGUGUCACAUCCGAGUCUGGCCGAAACCGCGCUGCGGAUUGGCCUCUCAGCCCGACUCAGCGCAUGGGACGGUCGGUAGUUGGAAUAAAAGAUGGCACGAAUAGCUUUAUGCCAUCGACGCUCAUUUUCCCUGGGCUCAUCUUCCCUGGGAAUCGACGCUCAAUU